AUCAUCAUCAUCAUCAUCCAUUGCUACUAGUUACAGCCUGCUGGAUUACUGCGCCUUUACGCCCUUUUGAAAAGAACCCUGAUAUCGUGCUAUUAUCAACUCGAUUCAUAUUUUCUAUCCAUUCACCCAACGUGUGAAAAUGUUUUACACUUGCGGCCCCAAUGAAGCAAUGGUGGUGUCGGGUUUCUGCCGCUCUCCACCAGUCAUGAUCUCUGGCGGGAGAGUGUUUGUUUUUCCAUGCAUUCAGCAGAUACAAAGGAUCUCUUUGAACACACUGACGCUGAAUGUAAAGAGUGAUAAAGUCUACACACGUCAUGGAGUGCCCGUCUCGGUCACUGGAAUCGCACAGAUGAAGAUUCAAGGGCAGAAUAAGCAGAUGUUGGCUGCAGCAUGUCAGAUGUUUCUGGGAAAGUCAGAGGGUGAGAUUGCCCACAUCGCCUUGGAAACACUGGAGGGUCACCAGAGAGCCAUCAUUGCUCACCUGACUGUGGAGGAGAUCUACAAAGACCGCAAGAAGUUCUCAGAGCAGGUGUUCAAGGUGGCUUCAUCCGACCUUCUCAACAUGGGCAUCAGCGUGGUCAGCUACACACUCAAAGACGUUCAUGAUGACCAGGAAUACCUGCACUCUUUGGGAAAGGCCCGUACGGCACAAGUGCAGAAGGAUGCGCGGAUUGGAGAAGCCAAGAACAAAAGAGAUGCAGUGAUCAGGGAGGCCAAUGCUGUACAGGAGAAGGUAUCUGCUCAGUACAUGAAUGAGAUCGAGAUGGCUAAGGCUCAGAGAGACUACGAGCUGAAGAAGGCUGUCUACGACAUUGAGGUCUUCACCAAAAAAGCGGAGUCUGAAAUGGCCUAUCAGCUCCAGGUGGCGAAGACAAAGCAGCAGAUCGAGGAGGAGAAGAUGCAGGUGAUGGUGGUGGAGCGCUCGCAGCAAAUCAUGCUGCAAGAACAGGAGAUCACACGCAAGGAGAAAGAGCUGGAGGCCAAAGUCAAGAAACCAGCCGAGGCCGAACGAUACCGGCUGGAGAAACUGGCGGAAGCCGAACGAUCUCUGACACCUCAGAUGGCAGAGGAGAUCAGUAAGCCCCUGUCAGCUACCAAUAAGGUCACCAUGGUUUCCAGUGGAGGUUCAGAGAUCGGUGCAGCCAAGCUGACAGGUGAAGUGCUUGACAUCAUGACCAAACUGCCCGAAGCCAUUGAGAAACUAACUGGGGUCAGCAUUUCCCAGGUGGCCCGAACCGGUUGAAGAAAUUCUCCUACAUUCUCUCUCCUCUAUCUGUGACAAUUCAUUUCUUCUCCUUUUAUCUUCCACACUGCAUCUCUUUUGUUUUCCCUUCCCCAUCUUUCUCUCUCGACGUACACUUCCUGUCUGUCUUGCCUUGCUGCCAAAACCCAAAGUGCAUUUUAAUCUAAAACUCCAGGGAAGAAUGCUGUUCUUUAUAUUUUUAAUGCAAUCAUAAGAAGACAGUGAAGUCCAAGGAUCUGUCGAAUGCCAUUACACACCGACACUUUUGACAUUUUGAAAUGUUACACCUUUAGUUUUUCUUGUAGAGUACUUUUUAAUGCUGGUAGUGCACUAUGAGCAUUUCGUUAUAUUUGCAUUAGUUACUUUCCAUUAGUAACCUUUUGGAAGCCAAAGUAACAUGAAGGGAAACACAUUUAU
Messenger RNA from Sinocyclocheilus rhinocerous, 1660 nucleotides. RefSeq names its product flotillin-1-like. Gene Ontology annotation, cellular component: plasma membrane; cytoplasmic vesicle; flotillin complex. Bases 140 to 1243 code for a protein of 367 amino acids. The record is from RefSeq and is a predicted model, not a curated record. Lineage: Eukaryota; Metazoa; Chordata; Actinopteri; Cypriniformes; Cyprinidae. Gene Ontology annotation, molecular function: protease binding. The transcript has 12 exons. Gene Ontology annotation, biological process: positive regulation of cell-cell adhesion mediated by cadherin; protein localization to plasma membrane; positive regulation of cell junction assembly.